Scutellospora calospora is the source of this 224-nucleotide messenger RNA. The record is from the annotation of a GenBank genome assembly. Lineage: Eukaryota; Fungi; Glomeromycota; Glomeromycetes; Diversisporales; Gigasporaceae.
AUGGAGAUACUAUCUUACCUGACUUACCUGAAUCCCCAUCUUCAAUUUUAACAGAGCUACAAGCAAUUGUUGAUAAUGAUAUUAUUCCUGAACUAUCAAUAACACAACAUGAAAAAGUUGCGGAAACUAUCAACUUUUUACAUCAACAUUAUAGUUUUAAAUUAUUACUUGAUUUCUUGCUUCAACUUCCACCUCUCUCAAAGCCAUCUUGGGAAAUCUUCUAA